UCCCGCUGAGGCUGCGGUUCCGCCGGCUGAGCCAAGCGCACCAGCCUCGCGGCGCGCAGCCCGCACAGCCCCGCGCUGCGCUGCGGCACCUGCCAGCGUCCCGGGGCGCGGCCGCCAGCGGUGACCCGGUCACGGACCCGGCCGGCCCGCGCCUGAUUUCAUCGUCUGUGUCUGAUAUCAAAUCAUGGGGAGGAAGCUUGACCUGUCCAGUCUGACCGAUGAUGAGACGGAGCAUGUUCUGCAGGUGGUUCAGCGAGACUUCAAUCUUCGAAAGAAGGAGGAAGAACGGCUAAGUGAGAUGAAGCAGAAGCUAGAUGAGGAAGGCAGCAAGUGCAGCAUUCUCUCCAAGCACCAGAAGUUCGUGGAGCACUGCUGCAUGCGCUGCUGCUCACCCUUCACCUUCCUGGUCAACACCAAACGCUGCUGUGGGGACUGUAAGUUCAACGUCUGCAAGAACUGCUGCUCCUACCAGAAGCACGAGAAGGUCUGGAUCUGCUGUGUCUGCCAGCAAGCAAGGCUUCUGAGAACCCAGUCUCUGGAAUGGUUCUACAACAAUGUGAAGAGCCGCUUCAAACGUUUCGGCAGCGCCAAGGUCCUGAAGAACCUGUACAGGAAGCACCGGCUGGAGAGUGGAGCAUGCUGUGACGUGCUAGGAGGAAAUUUCUUUGAUGCAAACCUUGAGAAUGAAGGAAGUAUAUCUGGCAGUGAUUCAACAUUUUAUAGGCAUUCAGAAGGACAUAGUAUGAUGGACACAUUGGCUGUCGCCCUACGAGUGGCAGAAGAAGCCAUUGAGGAGGCCAUUUCCAAAGCAGAAGCCUUUGGGGACAGCCUGGACAAGCAGAACGAGGCCAGUUACCUCCGGGGCCAUAAGGAAGAGCUGACUGAGGAGCUGGCCACAACAAUCCUGCAGAAGAUCAUAAGAAAACAAAAGAACAAAAGUGAACAGCAAGUGGAAGAAGAGCCAGAGUGGCCACAGGCCCAGAGCUGCGGCAUGAAGGUGACAGAAAAGGGGAACACAGCCUCCCCUGGAGGCCGCUGCACUCCCACCUCCCUCUGGCAGCCCCAGUCUGCCUUCUCACUCACUGGAGAAGAUGCCCUGAAGACUCCCACCCUAGCCACUGCAUCGAGGCAGCAGAGAGCCGGAGGCCAGCCGCGGAAGGAGGAGUCAGCUCUGCCUGGCUGGAAGAGUGUGGACAAGCUGGAUGAGACAAAUCACAGCUUGGUUUUGCGAAGUCCUGAUGGAAACUGGGUGGCCCUCAAGGAUGACGCCCUGGGCCCCUCUCGCCUGCUGGCCAAACCAAAGACUGGCACUUUCCAGGCGCUGGAAGCAGCCUCCCGUGUGGUGUCUGCCUAUGAGGAGAUAGGCUCCGACAGCGAGGGGGACUUUGACUGGAGCGAGGCCUUGAGCACACUGUGCCCCCAGCCCCGGGGCCCACCCAGGCACCUCCAGCCUCUCCCCGCGCAGGCCCAGGGCUUGGACCAGGGGCCCUCAGCUGCCUCAGCCUCCUCUGUGCUCUCUCCUAACCCAGAGGCCAUGUGCUCUGACUCGGAAACGUCCUCAGCAAGCUCUUCCCGAGAAGCCAGUCACCGGGCCAGGCUCUCCUGGCUGCAGAGGAAGGCCCCCAGGAACCCCUCCGCUGAGAAGAUGCACCUUCAAGCAGAGCUGGAUGUGAACUUCAAUCCUCAGCCAGGCAGCAGGGAGACUUCAGAUAGCAGUGAGCCCGAGGAGGCCCCCGACAGCCCAGACCGGCGGGCCAGAAGGUGGAGGAGGGCCCGAGGGGGCACGGCUGAGCCAGGAGAGGAGUUGGCUUCCCCCGACGCCCAUCCACUGGAGUUGGACCCACGUCAGGUGCUGGAUGAUGAUUUGUCAGAGACUGACAUCAGCAAUGAGACUCAGCACCACUGGACCAGUGCAGGUACCACAGAGGAGAAAGUGAGGAACAGGUUGUAUGAGUUAGCACUGAAAAUGAGUGAGAAGGAGACCUCUUCAGGAGAGGAUCAAGAGUACGAAACCAAGACGGAAUCUGAGAACCAGAAGGAAAGUUUGUCCUCUGAAGACAAUGUCCAGAGUGUCCAGGAAGAGCUAAAGAAGGGAAAAAAAGAAGCUUUAGCUGUCCACUUAGAGCUACAGCUCUUAUCUACGGUGCUUGAACAGAAGUAUUCUGCUGUUUCUCUCUGCAACAUCUCCACAGAAGUCCUGAAAGUCAUCAAUGCCACAGAGGAGUUGAUAGCAGAGUCUUCAGGGCCCUGGGAGAGCCCAUCUGUCCAUCCUGAGAAGGAGAAGGGGACCUUUCCUCUUGGGACAGACCAAGUGAGACUGGAUGAGCAGCUGACUUCCCUGGAGGAAAACGUGUACCUGACCGCAGGCACCGUGUACGGACUCGAAGGCCAGCUGAACGAACUGGAGGACGCUGCCCGCUGUAUCCACAGUGGCACUGCAGAGACUGAACUGGCAGAGCUAGAGGACCAGGUGGCCACAGCCGCUGCUCAGGUCCACCAUGCUGAGUUACAGAUUUCUGAUAUAGAAAGCCGGAUUUCAGCCCUGACCAUGGCAGGACUAAACAUAGCACCCUGUGUGCGUCUCACAAGAAGACGAGAUCAGAAGCUGAGGAGCCAGGUACAAACCAUCAUCACCUCAAGGCAGCAGAGGAGGAAACUACCCACUCCACCAGUGAAAGCUGAAAAGACUGAGGCAUCUUCUGUGACCACCAUUAAGACACUUAACCACAACUUCAUUCUCCAAGGCUCCUCAACAAACAGGACUAAAGAGAAGGAAAACACUACCACGGAUGUGAUGGAUCCCACCCCGGAGUCGGCUGUGAUGUACUAGCGCCUUGGAACUCCACUGCCAGUGACUCACUGCCUCCGGCUGUACACGACAGUGCCUUGACCCAACAGCCAUGAAUACUAUCGGGAUCUCCUCCUGAGGAGAGGGCCCUGGGAGGCCACAGUGCGCCGUUGCACAGAGCCGUCCUGAGCCCUCACCCGGAAAGCAGUCCAGACUCCAGCACUGCAGCCCCACCCAGUCUCCGCCGUAGGAUGCAGGGGAAUCCGGGCAGGAUAGACCAACCACCAAGACGCUGGCUUCCGACAUCAGAGCUCCACGUUCAAAAGAUGCACCGUUUUCCCUGUUCACUUUGCUAUGUGUUGUCUUUACGAUCCUUUUACCUUAAAAAAAAAAAAAAAAAAGGAAAAAAAAUCCCUUUGAUUCCACUAAAAUUGUCAACAAGCUGCCCAAAGGAAAAAAUGGAGUAGGAUAAAGGGAUGCAGUGGAGUUUAGUAUUAUCACUCACUUAAUUUAUCACCAAUUCUUACUACUCUCUCACAAGCAUCUUAGAAAUGCUGGAGGAAGAGAGAGAAAGGGAGAAGAGAAAGAGAGAGAAAGACGGGGGUGGGGGGGAAGGCUUGCCCUUGUAGUAAGCAAGCACUAGAGAUCAUCUAAUUUGGGGUCUUACUCAAAUCUCUCUUCAGCCACCUUCUUCCUGCUAAACUCCUAGCCACACCACCAGGCAUUCCCACUGCUCUGCAGUAAAUACCAAGCCUCAAAAUUGAAAACUCCCAUUCACCCAUACCAUGCCCAGAUCUAUCUGUAAAAAAAAAAAAAAAAAAAAAAAAAAGUCCUAUUAAGAAUUUAAGGUCAUUUUGUUUGUUUGUUUGUUUUCUAAAAAACUUUUUUUAUUUGAGGGGACACAGAAAUUGAGAA
Erinaceus europaeus (western European hedgehog) is the source of this 3703-nucleotide messenger RNA. RefSeq names its product myosin VIIA and Rab interacting protein (gene MYRIP). Gene Ontology annotation, biological process: intracellular protein transport. The transcript is spliced from 18 exons. Gene Ontology annotation, cellular component: cortical actin cytoskeleton. The coding region runs from base 185 to 2830 and encodes 881 amino acids. The record is from RefSeq and is a predicted model, not a curated record. Lineage: Eukaryota; Metazoa; Chordata; Mammalia; Eulipotyphla; Erinaceidae. Gene Ontology annotation, molecular function: myosin binding; small GTPase binding; actin binding.